Messenger RNA from Neospora caninum, 1872 nucleotides. RefSeq lists its product as hypothetical. The record is from RefSeq and is a predicted model, not a curated record. Lineage: Eukaryota; Apicomplexa; Conoidasida; Eucoccidiorida; Sarcocystidae. Gene Ontology annotation, cellular component: endoplasmic reticulum; COPII-coated ER to Golgi transport vesicle; Golgi apparatus. The coding region runs from base 1 to 1872 and encodes 623 amino acids. The transcript is spliced from 7 exons. Gene Ontology annotation, biological process: endoplasmic reticulum to Golgi vesicle-mediated transport; intracellular protein transport; Golgi organization.
AUGAAGGCCACAGUUUUUGUUUUUAGUACCUUGCUCGCUGCCAUCUCACUCCAUGGCAGACUCUUUGUUGCGGCGGCACAAGGGGGAGGAGGGGUGCCCCCAGACGCGAACCAUCAGUACUACCAGAACUACCAGCAGAAUCAGUAUUACGCGCCGGCUGAAGAAGACACGAACGGCGCACAGGAUCAGGUUCCUGUGAACACGUACGGCUCCUCAGACGUCGGGAACGGCGCGGCAGAUGGUGCGCCUCCAGCUGCCCCGUACUACGCGUCCCCGCCGGACCAACAACAGGGGUAUAACGCGUCCCCGCCGGACCAACAACAGGGGUAUAACGCGUCCCCGCCGGACCAACAACAGGGGUAUAACGCGCCUCCCCCCCCUCCGCAGUAUCAGCAGCAGUACGUGCCUCAGUAUCAACAGCGUCAAGGCUACGUGCCCCAGUACUCGGGAGGCGCGCCGUCCCCAGCCCAAGGCUACGCGCAGCAGAACCGCCCGCCUGCGGCCCAAGGCGCUGGGUACGGAGCGCCGCCCCCUGCCGGCCAAACCCCGCCUGCUCAGCAGUACCGGGCGCCGCCCCAAGGAAGUCCCCAGCAAGGGUACCAGCAGGGCGGGGCCCGCGCCCCGCCCCCAGCAGCAGGUGCGCCGCGAACGCCCCAGCAGCCGCCUGCAACCCAAGGGUACCAGGCUCCGCGGCCAGCAAGCUCGACGGGCCAAGCCAGACCCGCGCCUGCAGGCCAAGCUGCGCCUGCGCACCAACAGCGAGCGCCGCCUCCGCCUCAGCAGCAGCAACAGCGAGCGCCGCCUCCUCCGCAGCAGCAGCAACAGCGAGCGCCGCCUCCGCCUCAGCAGCAACAACAGCGAGCGCCGCCUCCUCCGCAGCAGCAGCAACAGCGAGCGCCGCCUCCGCCUCAGCAGCAGCAACAGCGAGCGCCGCCUCCUCCGCAGCAGCAGCAACAGCGAGCGCCGCCUCCGCCUCAGCAGCAGCAACAGCGACCGUCUCCUCCGCAGCCUCAGCACCAGCAACAGCGACCGUCUCCUCCGCAGCCUCAGCAGGGGCGACCGGCGCCUGCGGCGAACCAGGCUGGAGCCGCAGGGACAGCGCAGGCGCGCGGGGCGGGGCAGCGCGCCCCGGCGCAGCAGGCGCGCGGAGCUCCCAAGGCGGAGAUGAAGCCGGCGGCUCCGGAUGACGACAGCGAGGAUGAAGGCGACGUGGAGGAGCGCAUUCGCCGCGAAGAUGAGGGACAGCUCUUCGAUGACGACGAGGAAGACGGCACCAGUUCCCUCAUGGAAGAGUGGGAGAAGCACAUGCAGAACUUCAUUCCAGAAAUGCUGGUCACCUUCCCGUUGGCUCCACGAAGCGACGAGUAUUUCUACGAGCACAUUGACGCGAACGACGGAGCUGUGCACCUCCGAGGAGGCUUCUUUGUGGGAGGCGACGAAGCGUCCUCCGCUGUGGAUUUCUCCAUCACGGAUCCUGACGGAGACAUCAUCUACAAAAAAAGCAAAAGCGAAGGUCUGUUCUACUUCGACGUGAAGAAGAAGGGCACUUACUCGUUCAUUGUCUCCAACCAUCAGUGGUUGGAGAGCCGGAUGGUCACUUUCGCCAUCGGCCGAGGAAACGAGACGGCGUUGAUGCCCAAACACGUGCAAACUGCGGGCGAGAUGGUCGACACUUUACAAGGCCAGCUCCGAGAUAUUCAGGCGGAAUCGACGUACUUGGGGAUCCGACAGCGCUCGCACGCUGAGGCAGCCACAGCGUUGCACUCGAAACUCUUCUGGUUGGCGGUUGUCGAAUUCGCCUGCCUCAUCACCACCUCUGCGUUCCAUGUUUUCUAUAUCCAGUCUCUCGUCUCCGACAAGCGCAUCCUAUGA